Lineus longissimus is the source of this 4393-nucleotide messenger RNA. RefSeq lists its product as uncharacterized. Gene Ontology annotation, molecular function: protein binding. The record is from RefSeq and is a predicted model, not a curated record. NCBI's taxonomy places the organism in Eukaryota, Metazoa, Nemertea, Pilidiophora, Heteronemertea, Lineidae. The coding region runs from base 217 to 2346 and encodes 709 amino acids. The transcript has 13 exons.
GAUAUCCACAUCGUAUGUCGAGCUGGAUAAGCUAUGUCGCGUAAGGAUUAAAUUAACCUUUGGAUUAUCGCAGGAUUAAGAGGGAUUAAAUGCUUCAUUGAGGAGAAAUGGAUAGAGAUGUUACCUCAAAAAAUAAGAGCCCCGAUGACAAUGAGGUGAUAUGUAGAGUUUAUGAGAUAUCAAUCGUUUCACAAUGAAGGAAGCGAUUGAAGUAGAAUGGACUACAGCCAGAGCUUAAACCAGCGCAUUUCACAACUCCUUCUACUAGUUACAGCUAUGUGUCUCUCAGGAAUCCGAUGUCAAACGUAUAGGAAAGCAGAAAUAGUCUUCCCAAGCGGCAGCACGGCUCGUAACGGUACGUUGUUCAAAAUCGAGUGUGAUUUCACGCCGAACGUCUUCCCCAAGGUCGUCAUCUUCCAGGCCAGGGACAAGAACGGAAACCCCUCAGUCGUGUUUUCCUACAUCACACAGAAGAAUGGCACAGUGGAGCAGAAGACGGCGGAUAGCAUGAAGGGUAGGGCGACACUGACGGCGACAAGGCAGAAGUUUCUGCUCGAGAUCAACCCCGUGUUGCUGCAAGAUGAGGGGAAUUAUGGCUGCAGGGUGUUCAGGGACUACUCCGAUCAGAUCGUCGCUUACCCGAAAAGACUCAAUAUAAACGCUAUUCCAUCCACUCCAAUCCUACGAAUCGCUGGCUCGGGAACUGCGCGCCUUGGGCUAAAUAUCCGACUCGUCUGCACAGCAAACAUGGGGAGACCUGCCGGGAAACUCCACUGGUCAAGGAAAUACAGACAGGACGGUGCCUUCCAGAAAAUCUCCGGUAGUGGUGUAUCCGCAACUCAUAUAAACGGGACCAUUAUAGAAAUGGAAGACUUUGUUGUGAACCAUUUGAGGGAAGCAGACGAUCUGUCUAUUUAUAGAUGCCAGGCCUACAACAGCGAGCUGAUGUCGGAUGAGGAGUGGCCGGCUGCAUCCCUCACAUUACGCGUAACCUAUCCAGUUAGGGACAUCUCCAUUUUUCCCAUCAGAGAAGAGUAUAAGGCGGGUGACGUCAUUCGUUGUGGGGCAUUGGGGAACCCCGAUCCAGAGAUUAGUUGGACAAAACACAAUGGUACGGGGGAUUUACUCGCCAAGGACGGGAGCUUGAGGGUCGAGGAAAGGUCUGUCGGUGGUCCCUACUCCUAUACGUGCACUGCAACAAAUUACGUUGAUCAUUAUCCACAUUCGGUGAAGAAGUCGAUCGAUUUCAUCGUCAGAGGAUCUCCAGUGGUGCCCUCUGCAGUAAAAUUCACUGACGUCACUGCCGUUUCGAUAGCAAUUUCCUGGACCUCCAGUUACAAUGGCGGAGAAAAUCAAACAUUUUCCAUAAUGUGCAAACGUAUAGGCCAAGAUUGGCCAGAUGGUGACACCUUUUAUAACAUUUCUGACCCUGGCGAGGGCGAAACCAGUGUAUUUCGGAUUUUAAAUCUCCGGCCACAGACCAUUUAUCAAUGUCGCGUUCGGGCGUGUAAUCCGUUGUGUACACGUUAUACGGAUUAUGUAUCUAUCGCAACGAAAGCGGCUCCACACAUCAACGUAGAAGACAUCCAGACGAUUCGUGCCGGAGAAUUAGUCACCAUUAGGUGGAAGCAGACCAAUACCCGUGGCGCCUCCUAUAAGAUAAAAUACUGCCUCGGUUUACCUGACAACUGUUUCUACCAUUUUGUCGCUGAUCACUCUGCCACAUCGACGGCCAUCUUGGUUGGCAAAGUGGAGAAUGUUACCGUGUACCUGCACGUUUUGGUUGAGGGGGAGGUUCUCUAUACGUCACCAGCGAUAACGGUCAAAGAGCCAGUUGUCGAGGUAUCCACCGCUGACAACUCAACGAGCCCGCUUACGGCGACUGCAGAGGGAGUGAAAGUUGUCAACGCUAACACCGGUAUUAUCGUAGCUACAGUCGUCGCCUUCUUCGCCAUGAUAUCGAUAGGUGUCGCUGUGGUUUGGUUUCUUCCGAAGUCAAUGCGCAACAAGAUGUUGGCGAGGCUGCGGCACAUGCGCAGAAGAGACCAGGGGAGGGGACCACCACACGUCAUCACCGUCAACUGUACGUCUGAGAGGCCAAUUCCCACAAUGCCCGCCAGCACAACCGUUAGCGACCACGGUGACGGCGACCGGAGCACAUUAGAAAUGGAACCCAGAGCGCCACACAUCGGCAGAAAUGAUCACCACAUCCCACUCCCUCCAUAUGACCUUCCGUCGAAAAACAUAGGUGGUUUGAAGGACUGGAGAACCAGUGGCGAGCUGCAGUCGAAGAGUGAGGUGGACUCUUUGAUGGGGAGUGAUGAGCACGAGGAGACGGAGCCAUGACUAAGGCUACACAGGCCCCUGCGGCCUGAGAGGACAACCAGCGUCUACACCGAGUGGUGGAAAAAGACCGGGCCCGAGUCGUGUUCGAAUUUCUCGGCCUCGGGAUAUUCCGAGACGCAAUGCUGACGUCACCAGACUCUCUGCGGAGAAGGCAGAGAAUUGGUGGAAAUGGGACAGUUUCCGUUACGAGGCCGGAUGGAGUUGCUGAUAUUGAGAAAGAAUACGCCGCAAGCGCCCUCUAUGCAUAGUAAGGGAAGUGAAUGCAUUGUAUGAUGUUGCUCAUGGUGGGGCGAGUAUUCAGUAAGUUGUAAGGUUGAGAUGUCUGGGCGUCUAGUUGCGAUGUGCUCCUUAAUGCCAAGGGAACUCUGCAGUGUUCAGUGAACACUGUAUCAAGGGGAGUAUUACCAACGUUACACCGGUCAAAGUAGUUCGGUGGCGAAGUGAAUUUUCUAUUAAAGGUCAUUUCUGGUUGGUGUGUCUGCCGCCAAAACCACUUUUAUCUUCAAACUGAUAUAGAGAACUGCAAUGACGCUGAAUAAUAAUGGUGUACUACCUGACGGCUAACAUGCCGAUCUACCAUCGUUGUGCUUGUGGAGACUCUGGGAUUGACAUUCACUGCGCAUGGACGGCCAAUAAAGGAACUAAUCUGCUGAGUUUCGGUACAGUACAUGUGCGAGAGGUGGCGCUCGGGCAGUGGCAUGAGGAGCAUAGUUUCUGCAGGGAGUAAUUCAGGCAAUAUAGUCCAACUUCAGAAUACGGUACUGCAAAUGAUGUGACUGCAUGGUGAUAGUAUUGCAUUAUCGAAUGAUAGUCUGCGGGGUAUGGUAUUUCGGCGGCAGUGGGAAUUGAAUGCAGGGCAUCCGCUGAGCAAUUGCACGAGUGCAUAUGUGUCGAUAUUGUGGCUACCCUAGUGCAGAUACGUGGUUGCAUAGGUGAAGAUACGUGGUUGCACAGAGCAAUUACGCGGGUUUGAGCAAAAUUCUUUACUAAAUUAACUGGGUAACUUAACUGUUUACUAUUAAUGCAGUCAUUGAUGUAAAUACGAAAGAUUCUGUCGACCUGUGCGUAGUCUUUUGUCGUCUCCCAACCCGCGUUGCGUUCAUAAUCAGGAUAGGUGGAAUCGGGUUGAUUGUGAACUUAACUUCAAACCUUAUAGGUAAGGACCACGUGUAUUACUUGGGGACGGGGUCGGGGACAACUUGCCAAGGUUGAACUAAACAGUUUGAAAUACUUAGCAAUACUCCUUCCCGUUACUCCUUUAAGGAUAUUUCCAGAUGGUGCAUCCGGUUGCGCAUGCGCAUGAAUGAGUAUCCUUUGGUUGCAGCUUGGUAACUUAGCAACAUACCUGCAUAACCGGAUGCAAAAUCUGGAAGAAUUAGUUUCGACUUGUGCCGACCAUGGUAUACUGUUGAUUCAAAUGCCUUAAAGGAAUAUUCUAAAUCGCUUCUGGUAGAUAGUUUCUGGUCACAAGAUGUCAACACUUUCGGGGGCUUCCUGACCAUACUCUUACCUUGUGGGCGUUCCAUAUAUUUCUCCAGUCCUCUAUGCCAAAGUAUCUAUUCAAAUGAACGUCGAGGCGUUAUGUGCAUUUCGAUCACGAUGUGUUUGCCUUUGUGCUCUCGUGUACGUUUGCGUUUACGUUGCAUAAUUUUGAAAUCUCAACCUCUCUAUUUUCUCGGGCUUCUUUACGAAUCUAGUCGAUCGGUAUCAAUUAGCUUUACAAACUCAUAACUAGAACCAUUUUCUACUCUGUAUAUAUAUCUAUGGACUGUCUAAAUCGCCUACAGGCCCUAUAGAGAAUUAGACAACGACACUAGCGACGCCUAUACGCGUCAUUUGUAACUGAUGAUUAGGACGUUCUCGCAUGAUUUGAUUACGAAACGCUGGCCAUUCUCCAGAGAUGUAUUUCUGCUUUUACGCCGUAACCUUCAUAGUUAAUGCUUAAGAGACGCGAUCGCUGCGCGAAACGAAUACUAUUAGACUUUUUCCUACAUAUUUUGUAAAAAAACUGUAAAUAUUAUCAAGAAUAAAUUAUAAGUUACCUUUU